This is a messenger RNA of Equus caballus (horse), 2846 nucleotides long. The record is from RefSeq and is a predicted model, not a curated record. NCBI's taxonomy places the organism in Eukaryota, Metazoa, Chordata, Mammalia, Perissodactyla, Equidae.
UCGGGCGGGGCCGUCACGUGCGCCCGAGGGCAACGGGAGGGCGAUGACAGCAGUAGCUCCGGCUCCGAGGACCUUAGCGUGAUCAAGGUGAGCAAGUGCCGAUGGGCGGUGAUCCUGGUGUUCAGCUGCUACUCCAUGUGCAACGCUUUCCAGUGGAUCCAGUACGCCUCCAUCAAUAACAUCUUCAUGAACUUCUACGGGGUCAGUACCGUAGCCAUCGACUGGCUGUCCCUGUGCUACAUGCUGAUCUACAUCCCUCUACUCGUGCCGGGCGCCUGGCUGCUGGAGAAACUCGGCCUGCGCACCAUCGCCCUCAUGGCCGCCGGUCUCAACUGCCUGGGGGCCUGGGUGAAGUUGGGCAGCCUGAAGCCACAUCUCUUUGCAGUCACCAUGCUGGGCCAAGUCAUCUGCUCUGUGGCCCAGGUCUUCAUCCUGGGCAUGCCCUCCUACAUGGCUGCCGUCUGGUUCAGGAGUGAUGAGGUUUUAAGAGCCUCCACUAUAGCUGUCCUUGGCAAUCAGCUUGGAAAUGGACUUGGAUUCUUGGUCCCUCCUCUUUUGGUACCCAACAUUGAAGACCGGGACGAGCUUGCCUACCACAUCAGCAUCCUGUUCUACAUAACAGGAGGUGUAGCCACUCUGUGUUUCCUCCUGGUCAUCAUUGUAUUCAAGGAGAAGCCUAUCAAUCCCCCCAACAGAGCCCAGUCCCAGAACCCUGCCUUGACGUUCUCUGAUGCUUUAUCCUCUGUCAUCCGGCUCUUCAAAAACCUCAACUUUGUGCUGCUCGUCAUCUCCUAUGGUCUGAAUGUUGGUGCUUUUUAUUCCCUGUCCACUCUGCUGAAUCGCAUGGUGAUCUUACACUACCCGGGGGAAGAAGUGAACGUUGGAGGAAUCGGCCUGACCAUCAUCAUUGCAGGAAUGCUCGGGACUGUUAUCCCAGUCAUCUGGCUGGAUAAGACCAAAACCUACAAGAAGACAACCCUAGUGGUCUAUAUCAUGACUCUGGUGGGCAUGGUGGUGUACACAUUCACCUUGGAUCUGGGACACCUGUGGGUAGUGUUCAUCACCGCUGGCACAAUGGGCUUCUUUAUGACUGGCUAUAUCCCACUGGGAUUUGAGUUUGCUGUGGAGCUGACGUACCCAGAACCAGAAGCCUUGUCAGCUGGCCUCCUCAACGUGUGCCCACAGGUAUUCGGGAUCAUCUUCACCAUCUCCCAGGGCCAGAUUAUCGACAACUAUGGGACCAUGCCUGGAAACAUCUUUCUAUGUGUGUUCCUCACCCUUGGAGUAGUCCUCACUGCGUUCAUUAAGGGAGAUCUCCGGAGACUGAAAGCAAACAAAGAAACUCCUGACAAUAAGCUCCAAGGGGAGGAGGAGCCAUACCAGCAAAGCAUCCGUGACUGGUCUGAGGAGCAUUUCUGAGAGAGGAAGGUGGCGGCGACUCAGGGAACACGAACACCCCCCACUUCUGUCAGCUCAGCUCACUGCCAGCACAGACGUCUUCACUGGAGCAGCUUUUGGAGGGAAGCGGCUGGAAUGCUUGUGGCCUGGAUGGCAGGGCCUGUGCCUCCUGGAGCCCAUGCAAGAGCUCGUGUGGUCUAGUCGGGGAAAAUGGCACCCUUCACCAAGUCCGGUGUCUUAAGACCCUUCGAAGCCCAGUUCUCGGGAGCGGCCGCUCUCUGGAUGAGGGUCAUCCGUGGGGCCUCACUGACUGCUGAGUUCUCUGGGAGAGACAGCGCCAUCAGAACCACCUUCAUCGGAGCAAACCCAUCGGCACUCUGGGCCUCGAUUCUCUGGGCCUGACCUUGGGGUCUGUCUCCAAACCCUCUUUCCUGAGAGCCAACAAACCAACAUCAAUAAACUUGAGAAAAGCUUUGUUGUGACCACGAAGGAGAAAGCGGUUUGGCCAAGUUUACCGCCCAGGUGUGCGAGGCUGCUGGGCACUUUCUGAGCAUCUGUCAAGGCCCAGAUUUGGGAACUUUGGUACUUGAUUUGGGGACGGGAAGGUUCUUUCUAAAGAGAAGUCCUUGCCCAGGGACUUCCGUGUGUGUCAGUCACCUCUGGCGCCUUCAUCUGGAUGUUGGCUUGAGAAACUCGGUCAUUGGCUUAAGUGCUUGUUUUCUCUGGAGGGAGGGAAAUCCCAGCCGACUGCCCGCAAGCUUGCUGAAAAGUAAUCUUGAUUCAUUCCAGCCCAAAAGCCCAAAGCUGCUUCUGAGAUGAGAGGAAAGAGCAGAAGGAAGGAGGCCCUUGAUGUGGGUAUUUUCUGCCUGAAUUAAGUGUAUCUCACCUCUGGUGGGGACAGUAUCUGGACCCACCCCCUCGAGCAACACUCUUUAUCAGAUGCUCUCAAUUUAAAGGGAUUCCCUUUGAACCAUCUCAAGCUGACCUCCUCUUCUGCCUAGCCUGCUAUCUGGCACUACUCAUGGGCUUGGGUCGCCUUUCCUGAAAAUAAGAUAUUUUGCAUUUCUCCUGUGCGUGGCGCAGCUGUGAUCUUGACUACCACGCUGAUCUGCUGUGGCCACGGCCCUGGCCGCAGCAUGUCGGGGCAGCAUGCGCUGUCUGCCGUGCUGGGCUGCUUCGGCCGCUGCCUGAGGGGAGCCUGAGGUGUAUGUGUACAGACUCUCUGUUGGAAUAAAAGUUCAUUUCUGAUGGGGGGAGUGUUAGGGGUGGAAAGGAGGUGGAGAGAAGGUGGACCUUACUUUGCGAUAAGGAGAAAGGUCUUUCCUCUUCAGCCCCUUAAAAUGUGGUAACCAAAUGUUUACUGAGUCCAUUGCUUUAUUUUAAGAACAGUUUGUAUUUUCUAUUCAUAAUACCAGAUGUUUUAGGGCAAUAAAAGAUUCUUCACGUGG